CGAGCAGGUGGUACCCAUUACCGUCUUCGUGGCUCUUCUCUGCCUCUGUUUAGUCGUUGGACAUUUGUUAGAAGAUAAUCGAUGGUUCAACGAGUCCAUUGCCGCCAUCUUCAUCGUACUAUACAUCUCCAUCAUUUCCCCUUUUCAACAAUAUCUAUCUAUCUAUCGAUUUCUAUAUAUGUGCAAGAAAAGAAAGAUAAUAACUUUCGUGUUUGUACGAUUGAUAAUCGUGUUAUCUUAAUCUAUUUUGUUGCAUUGAUUAAUAAGGGGUUUAUUGCGGGGACAGUCAUUUUGUUGAUUAGAAAGGGGAAAAGCUCUCACAUACUCAGAUUCAAUGAAGAGCUGUUCUUUAUAUAUCUGCUUCCACCGAUUAUAUUCAAUGCCGGGUUCCAGGUCAAGAAGAAACACUUCUUCCAAAAUUUCUUAACUAUUAUGCUGUUUGGAGUUGCUGGGGUUUUCAUAUCAACAAGCAUAAUUAGUACAGGCAGUUGGUUGCUCUUCUCAAUGCUCGAUAUUGUUGGCUUGACUGUUCGAGACUAUCUCGCUAUUGGUGCCAUAUUUUCGGCAACAGACACCGUUUGUACAUUGCAGGCGAGUUAA
This is a messenger RNA of Ipomoea triloba (trilobed morning glory), 600 nucleotides long. Its product is annotated as sodium/hydrogen exchanger 4-like. Gene Ontology annotation, cellular component: membrane. Gene Ontology annotation, biological process: proton transmembrane transport; regulation of pH; sodium ion transport. NCBI's taxonomy places the organism in Eukaryota, Viridiplantae, Streptophyta, Magnoliopsida, Solanales, Convolvulaceae. The transcript is spliced from 4 exons. Bases 82 to 600 code for a protein of 172 amino acids. Gene Ontology annotation, molecular function: sodium:proton antiporter activity. The record is from RefSeq and is a predicted model, not a curated record.